AUGGUCGCUUCUACAAAAAUUAACCGGUCUCAUACGCCGAGAAAAUCAACGGCAAGCUCUGGCUUCGCUAAGAAGCCUGCCGCGAAGCCAAACACCAGUAUCCUUAACUUCUUCCAGAAAACUGCAAAGCCUGAAGAUUCACUAUUCGUUGGUGCGGUACCUGCGGAAUCAGCUGAGAAGGAGGAUCUAUAUGGACGUGACGAUGAAACCCGAUACAACGAAGUUGAAGCUCCAAGUAAAAAGAGGAGGAUUAGCGAAAAUGCUUCCAUCGAAUCAGCAACAAAGAAGGAAACGGCAGAUACAUUAGACAAACCAUCCACCAUCAAUAACACGAUGUCACCUAUAAAGCCUGAAAAUGGAAACGAGUCCAAGAAGCCUAGACCUCGGAUUAAGACCCCGUUCUAUGAACCGCCGCCGCUGGAGCAAGAAACCUCGGCUGAUGCCCAAUUUGACCAACUGGGGGAUUUCGCUGACAUGGACGAUUUCGACUUAGACGAGUUUGAAGGUGAAGAGAUGCGGGAGAUGCGAUUCAUGCGGGAGCAAGCUCGCCUUGAAGCCGAAGAGGCCGGAAUCCCUGGUGACGAUUUGGAUGAUCUUUUGGAUAAUCAUUCCUUGGUAGAAAAUUGUCCAAUCUGUUCUGGCAGCUUACUCGGCAUAUCUGCGGACGAAGCUUCUCGGCAUGUCAACUCAUGUCUCGAUGGCAAUCCUAUUCCGCUGCCUACGAAGGAUAAUACCGUAACAAACGAAAUCCCUGAAGUAGAGGCUGUGGAGCUUGGCAAACGCUUUGCUCGAGCUGCCGUCCCCAGACCGGGUCAGGCGAACCCUCUUGAGAUGAAUACAGAGAACAAGCCAAAGAGCGCCUUUUCUAAAUUAAUGUCUGGCAAUGCGGAAGAUUCGGCCUGGGCUACAGCGGCAGCCGCAGAGACCGCGUCUCGAGGUCGGCCGGCAUACGAACGGACUUGUCCCUUUUACAAAAUCAUGCCUGGAUUCGCAAUUUGUGUCGAUGCAUUCCGUUACGGCGCUGUUGAAGGAUGCCAGGCCUACUUCUUGAGUCACUUCCACAGUGACCACUACGUCGGCCUAACAGCAAAUUGGCGACACGGUCCAAUCUACUGCAGUAAGGUCACCGGGAGCUUGGUCAAGCAACAGCUCCGGACUGCUGCCAAGUGGGUCGUUGAGCUAGAAUUUGAGAAAUCUUAUGAUAUUCCUGGAACUGAAGGUGCAACGGUUACCAUGAUGCCUGCCAAUCACUGUCCUGGGAGCUCAUUAUUUCUCUUCCAAAAAUCGUUUGGAAAUGGACCAAACAAACGAACAAAGCGGAUAUUACACUGUGGUGAUUUCCGGGCCUGUCCCGAACAUGUUCGGCAUCCGCUACUCAAGCCCGAUGUGAUAGAUUCAAUAUCGGGCAAAGCAAGGCAACAGCGAAUUGACAUUUGCUAUCUUGAUACGACAUACCUAAAUCCACGAUACUCUUUCCCUCCCCAAGGCGAUGUCAUUCAAGCGUGUGCUGACCUCUGCGCGUCAAUGUCUCCUGACCCAAAUUGUGCCGACGACGUUUGGCAAAGGUCAGAAAAAUCCGCUGGAACGGGCACCGUGAGCAAGUACUUCCAAAGUGAUAAGCCAUUGGACGAUGGUGCGCAGUCAAAGUCGAAAUCCAAGCGACAGCAGCGUCUUCUAGUAAUAUGCGGUACUUACUCUAUUGGAAAGGAGAGGAUUUGUGUGGCUAUAGCAAAAGCUCUUGGCUCCAAAAUCUUUGCAUCGGCGGCGAAGAUAAAGAUAUGCAAGCAGCUCGAUGACCCAGAACUAACUGCGCUGCUGACUUCUGAUCCCAUCGAAGCCCAAGUCCACAUGCAAAUGCUCAUGGAGAUCCGCGCAGAAACUUUGCAGGAAUAUCUAGAUAGUUAUAGGCCACAUUUCAGUCGCAUUAUUGGUUUUCGACCAAGCGGCUGGAAUUUUCGGCCAGGCAAUGGCAAGGUUAUUGGAGCCAAUACUCCGCCAAGCAGCAUAUCUAGCCAACAGCUUCUCCACGGUAAAGGUUGGAGGACAAGGUUCGGGGCAAAGGAUCUUGUGGCUCAGAGAGGUAGCACGAAGGAAGCCUUGUGUUUUGGUGUUCCGUACUCUGAACACAGCAGUUUUCGUGAGCUAGCCAUGUUCGUUAUGAGUCUGCGAAUUGAUAAAGUAAUUCCUACUGUCAAUGUAGGCAGCGAUCAAUCAAGAAAAAGAAUGAAAGGUUGGAUAGAUAGGUGGAUGGCAGAGAGGAGGAAAGGAGGGCUGGUGAGACCAUUAGUAGAGGGGGAAGAUGAUGAACAGAAAAGUAACCCUCAGCUCUGGGAAGGAAAAGCUGGCGAGGGAGGCGGGGCCUGGUGGUAG
Trichoderma asperellum CBS 433.97 is the source of this 2370-nucleotide messenger RNA. Lineage: Eukaryota; Fungi; Ascomycota; Sordariomycetes; Hypocreales; Hypocreaceae. The record is from RefSeq and is a predicted model, not a curated record.